CAGUAUAGAUUUGGGCUGAAUACUGGCUCUUGCCCAGAAAAUCUAAAAUUAAGACUAGAGUCUGUGUUGCCAAGCCGUUAUUAACACAAGCCGUUGCCAAGUCGUUGGUCACUUAGUCUUAGUGGCUUUUAUUUUCGCUGUCGCUGCGUCGUUUUAACGUCUUCACGAGUUCACUCCUCAGUAUUGUCAAGGCCAACGCGGUGUUGGCAUAUCAUAUGUUCCUUUUGAGUGAUGACUUAUGUGGAUGCGGGCUGUUGAAUGAGCAAUGAGCAUCAUAAUAUCAGCUUGAAACAUUUAAUUGCUGGUGACCGUAACGAGCGUAAUCAUUAUAAUAAAGCCCCGAAAGUUGUCAUAAUUUCUUCGAAAUAUGUCUUUGUAUCAGACAGCCCUUCGUUCUGCAGCCGACAAAAUGUUGGUUUCGCAGCAUGCUUGCAAGCUGUGCCAUACAUCUGCCAGCAAGCUGAGAAUACCUGCAAAUAUGGCAGAAGAGGCAGAAUCACAAAAGGUGAAAUUCAGUCCCCAUCGGCAACGUGACAUGAACAGUGCUCACAUUGCUGCCAAAUUGAGCAAAGCUGGAGCUGGGUCUGUGUUUGGCAAGGGUCUUGAUGUCUCCUCUUCAAUAAAUGGAAAUUCUUUCAAUGUUGGCACUUGCCCCAAAGACCUCCAUGCUUCGGUUUAUGAUAAAAGCAAUGCUUGUUCGCUCUCAUCUGUCAUGCAAACCAAUGUGCCACAACCAUUCAAAUCUGACGGCAAAGGAGAGCGAUCUGGUCAUUUGACAAUGCCAGGUGGCCAGUGGGCCCAGAAUGACAAGUACAUUUCAUCUGACCUGCACGAAUACCACUACUCAAAGAACUCUGGCUCAAGCAAGGCAAAAUCUCAGAACAAUACCAAUGCUGCCUCAACUUCCAGCGAUGAGACCGUGCGAGGUGGGAGCUUGGGUGAAAGCUUCACAUUUUUUGCUCUGCACAAGAAUGCUAGUUUUCCUAACAUAGCUCUGUAUCCUGAUAUCACUAACCUUAAAGCCUGUGGUACUUCAUUACUUAACCCCGGAACAAAAGCAGGACGUUUAUAUAUAGAUUUGGUGUGCUCAUCUGUAGGUAAUUUCAACGCUCAGUUCAGCUCACAGCAACAUUUUUGUCCCAGUGGCGUUGUUAAAUUUCUAUCUUCUUCAUCGUCGUCUGUCAUUCAGCAAAGUAAAUUUUCAUCAUCAUCAACAACCUGGAAUAAUGUUGGAGGAGCUCAUGAUCCCAAAGAAAAGAAUCCUAAUACGAGCAACGAAGUAUUGACUUCAGGGCAAAAAAUAAAGCGAGCCGUGAAAGAAUACGGAGCUGCGGUCAUCGUCUUCCAUGUCACCAUUUCACUUGCUUCACUGGGAUUUUUUUAUCUCCUAGUGUCAAGUGGAGUAGACAUGGAGGGCCUCAUCCAGCGCCUGGGCAUCGACUUAUCAGACGCGGCUGAUGCCUCUAGCGCCAUGACAUCGCCUGCUGAUGACGUCAGUGUUGAGGGCGAUGACGUCAUCGCUGGUGCUGACGCCAGCAACAACACCCACACGGGCGGCAAGCUGAGCACGGCUGGCAAUGUUGCUGCCGGGGUUAGCACUUUUGUAGUAGCUUAUGCUAUCCACAAGGUGUUCGCUCCUGCACGUGUUGGAAUCACACUCUCGGUUGUGCCUUUUGCUGUAAGAUAUUAUCGACGAACAUGGCAGAGGCGAUAAAUAACUACCAUUAUUUUGCCAUUAACUAGGACUAUUAUAAAGUGAAAGUGCCGUCGUUUUUGCACUUUUAUUUUAGAACCUAUCGGCCCUUCAAUAGGUUAAUUUGCAUCUUUCAUAAGACAAAGUUUUCUAAUUAAUUGCAAAAGAGAUGAAGAUAAUCAAUUAUUGUUCUCGCAUUUACAUGGGUUUGUGUUAGGUAAUUGAACCAAGGUAUCAUAUUCUAGUAUUCAUUAUUUUACUUAAAGCGUAGCUCUUUAUCAUAACUGAAUGUGAAUCUUUGUAACGUAUUUGAUGGUUCUGAAAUAUUCGUCUGUACAAAAUGUGUUCGGGAUAAGUAUUUAUAAGAGCAUUUUUACGAUCAUUAACUAAUCGUGCGUUCGUUGUUAUUGAAAUACGGUACCGUACUUAUCUGAAUUUGUUCGAGAUGUAAAUUUUUUGAACAUUUAUAUUCUUUCCUGUGCAUUUAAUUAAUUAUAACAUUAAUACUCUAGUUUAAUUACUAGAUUCACAACUGUUGAAACUAGCAUAUUAUGAAGCCAUAUUACAUUGCUUUCUCACUUAAAUAUCGGAAAAUCUAAUAUUUAAUUGUGCUCAGUUUAUGCAGCGAUGGCCUACACUGCGGCUAGUGUUUUUGUGUAGAUAUAAAUAACUUAUACUGAACUCUGUACCGCUGAAAAAAGCAAUGGAAAUAAGUCAGACUUUGAGACUUGCAGGAUGCAGUGGACAGAUAAACGUUCAAGCGCUGAAGAGUUUUGCCGAUGUUGUGGGAUUGCAAAGGUUUUUUCUUUGUAUUGAUCAUUAGGGCAUUUAAACUCUAAUGCAUAGCUUUAUCGCCUGUGUUCUAUAUUGUAAGCUUGAGCUAAUUUCAAUGAUACAGUUUUAUAGAACAUUUAACUUCGUUUUGAAAAUAUAUGAUAUAGAAUUAGUUAUAUAGAAACUUUACAAAGUGUUGAAAAUUUACGUAUUUUGAAUUGUUAUAAUUUUUGUUGCUGUAAAACAACGUGUUAUAAAGCACCAAGCCUAAAUAUUCGAUAAUAUCUAAGAAGUAUGUUAUUUUUAUUAGAGUGAAAAUGCAUUUGUUACGCCUUCUAUACAUGAAUCGAGUU
Molecule: messenger RNA, 2820 nt
Organism: Hyalella azteca
Lineage: Eukaryota; Metazoa; Arthropoda; Malacostraca; Amphipoda; Hyalellidae
Exons: 5
Coding region: 368-1714 (448 amino acids)
Cellular component (GO): mitochondrion
Source: RefSeq, a predicted model, not a curated record